Molecule: messenger RNA, 315 nt
Organism: Dalotia coriaria
Lineage: Eukaryota; Metazoa; Arthropoda; Insecta; Coleoptera; Staphylinidae
Product: flexible cuticle protein 12-like
Exons: 2
Coding region: 1-315 (104 amino acids)
Cellular component (GO): chitin-based extracellular matrix
Molecular function (GO): structural constituent of chitin-based larval cuticle
Source: RefSeq, a predicted model, not a curated record
AUGAAAAUCUCAAUUUGUGUGUUGGUUGCAUAUUUGGUAGUGGUUUUUGGCGCGCCACAAGGCGAUAAAGAUGCGGUGGUGAUAAGAAACGAAUUGGAUAACAUUGGCGUCGACGGAUUUAAAUGGGCAUAUGAAACAAGCAAUGGAAUUCAAGCGCAAGAACAAGGCAGUGUGGCUAAUCCAGGAACUGAUAAUGAAAUCUUAUCAGUACGUGGGUCUUUCUCGUACAAAGGAGCUGAUGGUGUCACUUAUACUGUUAAUUAUGUCGCGGAUGAGAAUGGUUUCCAACCGGAAGGUGCCCAUAUUCCAAAAUAA